Toxotes jaculatrix (banded archerfish) is the source of this 3057-nucleotide messenger RNA. Its product is annotated as glucocorticoid modulatory element-binding protein 1-like. Gene Ontology annotation, cellular component: nucleus. NCBI's taxonomy places the organism in Eukaryota, Metazoa, Chordata, Actinopteri, Toxotidae. Bases 243 to 1787 code for a protein of 514 amino acids. The transcript is spliced from 10 exons. The record is from RefSeq and is a predicted model, not a curated record. Gene Ontology annotation, molecular function: DNA-binding transcription activator activity, RNA polymerase II-specific; RNA polymerase II cis-regulatory region sequence-specific DNA binding. Gene Ontology annotation, biological process: positive regulation of transcription by RNA polymerase II.
UUGUGGGUGGAAAACAUGCUUCCGGAGCUUGAAGUCUUCCAGCCUGCGCACUAGCACGGCUCAGAGGCGCUCAAACCAAGCCGCAUAAGAGCAGUUUGACCGAUUUACACAUCGCGUGCGAACUAACCGCUUCUCGUGACAGCGGGACAGAUGCUUCUCAGGCAAAUGCUGCCUUCACUGCAGGAAGUGUAACGCAGCCGCACGGCGCAUGCUCUCGUACCUCUCUGACAAGCGGAGGAUGAAUGAUCCCCUGCUGUAAAACGGCUCUGUGGGGAGGGGUGAUGGCGGGUGCUGAGGUCACUGUGUCUUCAGGGGAGCUCAUUAUGGUGAAGGAAGAGGAGGGGGAAUCCAGUGGCAACAACCAUAAGACUCAAGUCAUCCUGCACCUGCAGCCCAUCCUGCAAGGGGUAAAUGAUGACAUUGCAGACACUGGUACCACAGUCUUGGCCAUAGAGACCCAUCAUGAUGACAGUAAAGCAGAAGGAGAGGAAAUAGAGUAUGGCUACCCCAUCACCUGUGGAGACAGCAGAGCAGUUCUGCUGUUUAAGAAGUUUGUGUGCCCUGGAAUCAAUGUCAGAUGUGUCAAAUUCAAUGACCAGCUCAUCAGUCCAAAGCAGUUUGUACACCUGGCAGGCAAAGCCACUCUGAAGGACUGGAAAAGGGCCAUCAGACUGGGAGGGGUGAUGCUUAGGAAAAUGAUGGACUCUGGCCAGAUAGAUUUCUACCAGCAUGACACCGUGUGCAGCAACACCUGCCGCAGCACUAAAUUUGAUGUGCUGAUCAACAGUACGAGGCUUCCUCCAGGGAUCUCAGCACAGCCAAGCCCGUCAAAUCUGGCUCUUGACCCUCUUGGAGGACAGGUGCCUCCGCUGACAGAGGUUGUGCAUGAGGCAGCAGAAGUAGAGGAGACUUUGAGGGAUAAGUUUAGUGCAACAGCGAAGUGGAGCCCUGGUCCAGCCCGACCUGUAAACCCUACAACAGCCAAUGGACAUGCGGCAAAGAGAAAGAGGGCUGACACACCUGAUGGGGUAUUGAGCCUGUGGAAGGGUGUGGCAGACUCAGGGCUGAUGGGGGAGGUUCUGUCCAGUCUCCAGACUGAAUUAUUAGCCACUCUUAAAGGAGUGGAGGUUCGCAGUGAGAAGUCCAACCUGCAGGAGACAGAUGCCAUCUUACUUAAUUCCUUGUGUGAGAUGUUUGGGCUUUUAGACUCAGUGAAGCAAGCUCUGGACCUGAGGCGCAGCCAGACUGAAGACAUGUUGGAUGAGAUUUUGGAAAAACGGAGGAAGCAGGACUGUGAUAAAAGCACAUCUUACAAAAGCACAUCCUCGAAACACCUUCGCCUUCAACGCCACAAUCGGUCGAACAGCCAAGCCCGGAACGUCCUGUCCCCCGUGAAAACAAGCCCAGUGAUACAGCCUCUCUCUGUUACUGGUUUAUCUGCUGCAUCUUAUGCUCAGCUCACCAUCAACCCUCAGCUCCUCACCCAUUUCUCUGCCUCCACUGGCCAGCACCACCAAACCAGAGCAGACAGGGUGGACAGAGACAGCCGAAGCUCUACGCUGGAGAGGAACCAUGAUCUCGGUGAGACGGGGAAGGUUCACCAGCAGGGACAGGAAGGUGUGGAGCAAGAUGACACCUCAGGGAUCUACAAAGACCCUGGACAGAGGACAGUUAGGCCUCGAGAAGACCCUCAUCUUAGUGAGGAAGAAGAGGAGACAAUGGGCUUGCAUGAUAUCGAAAAGGUGAUUAUAGGAAGAAAAGCAUCAAAGAAACAUAAGAGUAAGUGAGAGGGAGAUGAUGGUGAAGGGAUGCUGGAGGACUAAGUGAGGGAAUGUGCCUGAGACCUGAAGACUUAAAGGAUAAAAGAUUCAAAAAGUACUUUACUUUGUGUACUUUUUGUGUUUUCUUGCUCAUGGUGUAGACACUGUAGUUACUUAAGUUGAACUGGAGUUACUUCAGUGGUAACGGGCACAGAUUUGUUAUUGCAUUGAGGAUGGAAAAGGCCCUUCUGAGACCAUUCUGGACAUGCUUUUCUGACAUUUUAACAAAUCAAAACACAGUAGAGGUGAAAUGAUGAGUUGAUCAUUGAUUAGUCAUCUGCCAGAAAAUUAAUCAGCAACAGUUUUGACAAUCGAUUAAUCAUUUAAAUCAUUUUUUUAAGCAAAAAGGUUGCAAACAUUCACUGGUUUCAGUGUCUCAAAUGUGAAUACUUGAUGGUUAUUUUUUUGUAGCCCUGCCUUUGGGUUUUGGACUUUUGGUCGGACAAAAUAUGCAAUAUUUUGCAAUAUAUCACUUUCCACUUUCUGGGAAUUUGUAAAGGGUGUUUUUUUUUUUUAAACAAUUUUUGGAUAUUUUUGGAGAAAAUAAUCAGUGAUUUAACUGAAUAAUCGUUAGUUGCAAUACUAAAACACAGAGUUCUCUCUUGUCUGUUGGAUAUAGUAUUAGAAACCCGGGUAGUUUUGACCGAACUCUGUGUUUCUAAAUUUCAGUCUAACCACGCUUUUUAGAAAUCUGUAAAUAUAAUGUUUGAUUUAUGAAUCAAUGACUGAUUGAUUACAGUCUUUGGUGAUAACAUUUUCCCUUUCCUGAAAUUAGUUGGCAGUUUUUUUCCAUGCGUUUGUGACAAAUUCUGUCAAUAAUUUUAUAAUUAACUUCUAACAAUAUUUGUAAUUUAACAUACUUAUUUUGUCAGUUGUGUUUUUAAUUUUUUUAUAAUCUGGAUUUCGUGAAAUAUUUCGUAUUCUGGCUUGUAUUUAGGCCCUCAAAAUAGUGCCUAAGACCUGCCUAAUAUCUAUGCACCAGACACUCACUGCCUGAAGAAUACAUUAUUCUUAAUUUAAGACAGUGAAACAUAUAUAUAUAAUAAGUAUUGUAACUGUAGGCAUGUGCUCUUGCUUUAUACGGCGUACUGUGUACUAACGUGCUGGAAAUCAUGUUAAAUAACCUCUUCUCCCUUUACCAUAGAAAAAUUAUGGAGAAACAUAUGAAAGUGUGACCUUGUAAGAUUAUGAACACAUUUUAAAUAAAAAAAAAUUUACAUUCAACAAUUUAACAGAA